Molecule: messenger RNA, 822 nt
Organism: Nylanderia fulva
Lineage: Eukaryota; Metazoa; Arthropoda; Insecta; Hymenoptera; Formicidae
Source: RefSeq, a predicted model, not a curated record
AUGGAUGUCUCGGCACACUCGGAAUACGCAGUUUUGAUACAGGUUUUAAAAAUGGUGAAAGAAGACUGGACGAGAUCAAAAACAGAGGAGGAACAAAGAAUUAUGAUAAGACGCGCGCAAACUGCACGCCUGAUAAUGAAAUGGGGAUACUUCGUCAUUUUCAUCUCGUACAUUCUGGUUGUGAUCUUUCCCAGCUUCGGUAUAUUCUUGAGAUACCUGACGAAUAUUACCGAUCCGGGCCGAUUAAUGCCUCUGCAGACUUAUUACAUGUACAACACAAAUGAGAGUCCGCUUUACGAGAUCACUUUUUUUCUGCAAGGCCUCAGUUUGAUGGCGACCGCGACUACGUACACCAAUACGGACACCUUCAUGGGAGGUCUAGUCUUUCACGUAUGCGGCCAGCUCGAGAAUCUCAAAGCGCGUAUCCUAAAUGUGGAAUUUCAUCGCUUCGAGGACUCCCUAUCGGCCAACAUAAUUACACAAGGUCGCAAUUUAUCCAUCGCCCGAUUAAUCUACAUUCUGAUAUCGUUUAUCAAUACGUUCACGCAUAUGUUCCUUCAUUGCGCGGUAGGCGAAUUUUAUGCUUUGAUUGAUUUUUCACUCUCCAUCAAGUGGAACGGAGUUUACGAGGCUGUUUGCCAGUACAAGUGGUACAACCUGAAGUCGAGUCAGGCGAGGAAUCUACUGAUUAUAAUGAGGCAGACCAAGAAACCGCUGUACCUUACUGCAGGAAAGCUCUUUCCUAUGACGAUGGCUACGUUUUGCAGCUUAUUAAAAACAUCGGGCGGUUAUAUAUCGGUCUUAUUGGCACAUCGUAAUUAA